UUCUGAUAGUAUCAGCAGUGAUGAGGAAGAGCUGAGGACUUUGGGAAGCAGUGACAGUGAAAGCAGCACUCCAGAGAAUGUUGGGCCUCCUUUCAUCAUGGAUGACAAUAGUUGGUUCAACAAGUGUAAGAGAGUUAAACAAAAGUAUCAGCUAACCCUGGAACAGAAGGGUUACCUUGAAGAACUCUUACGACUUAGAGAGAACCAGCUGUCUGAAUCUGUCUCCCAGAAUAAAAUACUACUUCAAAGGAUUGAAGAUUCUGAUCUGGCCCAUAAACUGGAAAAGGAACAAUUAGAAUAUAUAAUUGUGGAGCUUCAAGAUCAGCUGACUGUGCUAAAGAAUAAUGAUUUAAGAUCAAGACAAGAGUUAACUGCCCACCUCACCAACCAGUGGCCUUCCCCAGGAGCUCUGGAUGUCAAUGCUGUUGCCUUGGAUACGUUGCUUUACCGAAAACACAAUAAACAGUGGUAUGAAAAAAGUUAUCAAAGUCUUGACCAGUUAUCAGCUGAAGUUAGCCUUUCUCAGACUUCACUGGAUCCAGGUCAGUCACAAGAAGGAGAUGGAAAACAAGACACAUUAAAUUUAAUCAGUGAAGGUAAAGAAGAUACUCCCUCAUUACUCGGUCUCUGUGGGUCUCUAACAUCAGUGGCGAGUUACAAAUCACUAACAAGUCUCAAAUCUAAUGACUACCUUGCAAGUCCCACAACAGAGAUGACAAGUCCAGGCCUGACUCCAUCCUGAAAAAUUUUAUGUAAAAGCCAGAAGUUUUUAUGUUGCAAAUGUUUUAUUUACAUAAGUUUGACUGCUGGGAAAACCUUUGGAAUUUUAUAUUGUUCUGGCACAUGUCUGGAAUUCUAUUGCUUCUUUUAGAGAAUGCAGUCUACUCCAUGUGCCCUUCUGAGUGAAAAAAAAAAGUGAUUCUGCCAUUUUCAUUUUAAGAUUCUUAUAUUUGUCACUGAGGAAGUUUAAAAAUGAAUAGGCUUAAAAAAAAGUUCAAAUGUCCUUUAAAUUAAUAACCCAUUGUAAACUGUGAUGUAUAUUUAUUAUUCAGGUGAUUUCAUAUAUUUAAUGUAUCAUAAUUGCCAGGUUGAGUUCAAGGUUUUAUUCCAGAAACACAUAAGUUUUUUCUUUUACUCUUUUAUUCAAUGAUUUUCUAAAAUUACUUGUUAAUUAACAUUAAUUUUUCAUUAAUUUCUUCCUACGUUCUGAUGUUUAAAUGCCUUGUUUUUAAUAUUAGGAGGAAAUUCUCAACUGGUUUCACGGUGGCUUUAUUCAGUUUUGGUAUCAACAUUCCAUUAACAUUUUACAAUUUUUGUAGGAAUGUGCCUUUAGGCCAUCAUUUAAUUUAUUAGGGUCAUAUGGAAAGUACACCAUUUCGGUAACAUGAGUAAAUUUCUUAUCUGUGUUUUCCCCAAGAUUUUCUUAAAAGGCUAUUUAAAAAUAUCACAUAUUCGUCAAUAGUUGGAAACAUUUAAAAAUGUACAAAUACUUGUUGAAAAGUAUUAGGAAAGACUCCCAAGUUCAUUUAAGGAUUUGAGAUCCUUUAAGUAAGGAUUAGUAAUCACCAUAUAAAUAAUCUGACAUACAGGGCUGUUUUGUUCUCCCUUGUGUGCAACAAUGAAUCAUGCAAUGUUAACAUUAAAAAUCCCUACACUUCUUCUAAAGGUAGUUUUUUUUUUUAAAAAAAGUUACGUGCUGUAAACUUUUUGCAACUAUAUAUUUCAUCCAUAAAAAUCCCACCAUGGUGAAAGAAAAAAAAUGUAUGAAGUAUAUUUUCUAUAGUAAGUAAUAUGAGGAAAACAUUAUUAGUUGUGCCAAAGAAGUUUUCUAUAUUGUUUACACGAAGAGGACACAAUACUUAAUGGGGACUUCAUAUGCUAUUUUUGUUUAUUAAUUAAACAUUACAUUCAAACUUAGUAGCUUGGACAUACAAGAAGAAUGUUCCUCCUACAACAAAUUUCUUUUAUUCAGAGGAGGCAAGAAGAGUGCUGAACUUAUUACAUCAUUCUCUGCAUUCGAAAUGUGUAGGAGUGUGGUAGUUCUUUGCAAUAUUGAGAACUUUAUUCUCAUAAUUUGGAAUUUAAGAUAAAUAAUAAGGCUAGUCUUAUAUGUAAGACAGUUUAAGCAAUGUUAUUUCAGGGACAAAGGCGGCCUGGAAGCUGUUAAAAUAAGUUAUCCUAGAUGUACCAGAACAUAUUCAGAGCUUUAUUCCUUUAGCUUAAGGCUUUAGUACUUGUAAAAAUGCAAAUAUUCUUGAAAAAUGGUAUCUUUAACCUACUCUUAGUUCUGUGUACCUUAUUAUGAGUGAGGUAUCCAAAGCGAUUUUUGACGAGCCUGGGGCUAGAAGGAAGAUAAAAAUGAGGACAGUGGAAACACUGGGAAGAAAGAGUAAGAAAUGGCUAAGUUGGGGAACUUGAAAAAUUUUAAACUGGCUUAAGCACUGUUGCUGCUUUCCUAAAAAGCAAUCAGAGUGUGUAAAAUGCUUUAUCAUUCAUGGGCCACUCUGAACCAACAUUUAUUAUUCCUCAGUAAUUAAAAAAAAAAUCAUUGUUAAAUUUUUUUCUUACAUUUUUAUAAUACAGAAAGGAAAUUCAAGAUUCCAUAAUUGAUAAUUUUCCAGAUUUGUCUAAUGCAUAACAGUAACCUGUGCUGCUAAAUGCAGAUUUAAACAUGACAUCUGAGGAUCAUUACUUUUCCUCCUUUCUUGGGGCUCCUGGUAUAAAAUCCAUCUGCUGAUGUGACUUCAGGUUUCUGUACAUUUUAUUUCACACUUGUUAUAUAUGUAUAAUGUUUGCAUGAGGAAACCGUGUAUGUCUCAAUCUUUAAUUUUAGGUGGUAGUGUUUAUUGUUUACAUACCCUACCCAGAAUAGAAUGCUGAAUUAUAUGCUAAUUUUUCCAUGUGUAUUUUGUUGCCUUGAUGUACUAUACUUGUUGCAUGUAUAUUAAACGUUUUGUACCAUG
Hyaena hyaena (striped hyena) is the source of this 2963-nucleotide messenger RNA. RefSeq names its product RUN domain-containing protein 3B. NCBI's taxonomy places the organism in Eukaryota, Metazoa, Chordata, Mammalia, Carnivora, Hyaenidae. The record is from RefSeq and is a predicted model, not a curated record. The transcript is spliced from 5 exons. The annotation marks the transcript as partial.